AUGAAUCCGCACAUUCGCCCCUUUACAAAAUGGGAUGUAGCUUCCACCCACAAUGGAGAAAUCAGGUACUCGUCAAAAUACACGAUUGACAACCAGAACACUCAGAUGUUUAUUGGCCGUCCUGAAGGAACCUGUACUGUUAGCGUCACGACAGUGAAAAUCCGAUUACCAGAUAAAUACUUUGGUAUGUUUUUAGCCUAUGGCCAAGACCAAUACGGAAUAUCGCCUCACACUAUGAUCGCUCUCGCGGCUAAGGAAACAUUUGCUACCGCUUUAUACCCGAAUAACGACAACAGUUACUUUAUUGUUGAUGGUGAAGAUGAUUUUUUCGAUACGCUUUCGAAUGACAGUCUAUUUAUUGAUGGAAAUAAAGAUGGCCCCUUCCAGGUGGAAACGCCAGCCAUGGCAACCGAUGUUUCUGUUCUUCCUCAGCGAUUCUAUUUUGGAGACUCCUCAACCCCCGAAUCGCAGAGAAAGCCACAAUAUCUCUCAGAUAACGAACUCCUCGUAGACUAUAAUAAGUUCAGAGAAUACCACGACAGUGUUACGGGAGAUUUCUAUAAAGCUAUCGUGUUAUCCUGUCUGGAUCUUCACUUCCGUCAUAAUAUCAUUAUGCAGAUGACGAAGCAGGGAAUGCGGCCAGGAUGGGAUCUUCGAAAAGGAAAUGAAGAGAGCGAAGAUGCACUCGAAUUCGCAGCUGCAAUGUAUACCUACAACCGAGGCCUCUGGAGCCAAAUGGAUAUGUCGUCAUGCACACCUGAAAUGAAUCCUAUUACGGAUUGCAAACUGGAUGGAUAUGGUGGCCACAGUACCGAUAUCAAUGCUGCUUGUCAACUGCUCAAUCAGGCGACAGAGGUUUACGAUUUUUCAAUUAGUUUGAAUGAUGUGAUGUGGUUUAUCGAGAAACUGAAAGAAACAUAUCCCUAUUCUUCUGUAGAAGGAAUUCAUGGAGCAAUUCCUUGGGAUACCAUUCGCCAGAAUGUCAGAUCCAUUUAUCCCAUCAUUUUGAACCACCGAAAACAAAAAUCACCCUCUGCUUCAGGAAUUUCUUUCCGUUACGACUGGAGAUUGAUGCUUGCUGUAAUCCGAGCGCACUUGCCGAAGAAGGAAGAAUUUUACGGACCUACGCUUGAGAACAUGGUGAGGUGGUCAUUUAUGAAUCAGAUUUCUCCAGAGCCUCAUGAUUGGUCUUCGCUACCAUCUAGUCAGCUGCGGAACUAUUUAAAGCGAUAUGGAACGGUUUACAGCGAUGAUGAUUCUUCUCAAACUCCUGCACCUACAUCACCUCCUACAUCAAAACCCACUACGGCGCCUCCUACAUCAAAACCCACUACGGCGCCUCCUACAUCAAAACCCACUACGGCACCUCCUACAUCAAAACCCACUACGGCGCCUCCUACAUCAAAACCCACUACGGCACCUCCUACAUCAAAACCCACUACGGCACCUCCUACAUCAAAACCCACUACGGCACCUCCUACAUCAAAGCCCACUACGGCACCUCCUACAUUGCCUCCGCUUCCAUAUUGCGGAGAUGGUAAAUGCGAUGAAGGAGAGACAGUAUUCAAUUGUCCCCAAGACUGUAAGAGUUACCCAGAAAUGGAAUUGCCUGCUCCUUCUUGUGAGGGGUUAGCAAAUGGAGUCCACUGCUAUCCACAAAAUUGCUGCGACCGUUAUUUCAGUUGUCUCAAUGGAAGACUAUUUGGACCAGUAGAUCUACCAGCUGGCUACAUUUGUUAUGAGGGCUCUGAAAUCGAAGCAAACGAUGCGCGCUGCAAGGGUGUCAGUUGUCCCAAUGUGAUUCCUGCCUCUUGCGGAGAUGGCGUUUGUGAGAUAUAUGAGAGUUGUAGCAGCUGUCCUGAAGAUUGUGGACCUUGUAACACAGAUCCACCCCAGCCCGAACUUGAAGAAUGCGGUCCGAAUGAUAUCGGUUUUAUUUGCUAUCCUCACAACUGCUGCGGCUUUGUUCGUCAGUGUGUAUAUGGGGAGACAUCUCCUGUUUAUGCUGUUUUGGAUGGAGGACUGUGCUACAAUGGAAAUAUUAUCGAUAAGAAUGCUGAUGUUUGCAAGGGAAUCAGCUGUGAUAUUGCUCCAGGAGCGUAUUGUGGGAAUGGAAUAUGCGACGAAAAUGAAAAUUGCUGGAAUUGUCCUGAAGAUUGCGGAGUUUGCCCUACUUCAGCUCCUACCUCAAAGCCCACUACGCCUCCUACUUCAAAGCCCACUACGCCUCCUACUUCAAAGCCCACUUCACCACCUACCUCUAAACCCACAACAGCUCCCACGACUUCACCCACGACUCCACCAUCUAAUCGCGUGUUUUUGGGUUACUACACAAAUUGGUCGCAGUAUCGCGCUGGAACUUCCCAGUACUUCCCUGAAAAUAUCGAUCCCACCAAGUUUACGCAUCUUGUUUAUGCUUUUGCUUACAUCAAACGAGGAACCUGGGAGGUGGAGCAAGUGGAAUGGAAUGACGUGAAUGAAUGGCAGCCAACACAAGGUCUCUACUACCGAUUCAACAGACACGUUCACUCCAGAAACCCCUCUUGCAAAACGUUAUUGGCUUUCGGAGGAUGGAAUUUCAACUUCAAGGACGAAUACAAAGAUAUCUUCACAACGAUGGCCGAAUCGGCUGAAAACCGAGCAAAGUGUAUUAGUUCCAUCAUUAGCUGGGUGCGAAAGCAUGAAUUUGACGGAAUUGAUAUCGAUUGGGAAUACCCAGCCAAUGAACCCUUGGGAGGAAGACCCCAAGAUUAUGAAAACUAUGUAUACUUCAUUCGGGAAUUGAGAGCAGCGAUUGAAGCGGAGGCUGCCCGUACGGGAAAGCCGCGAUUGCUACUGAUUCUCGCGGUUGCUGCUGGAUAUGAUAAAAUCGAAGCUGGAUACGAUGUUCCGAAUCUGGUGAAUGAGGUUGAUUUUGUGGAUGUGAUGGCUUAUGAUCUUCAUGGACAGUGGGAGAUGAAGACAGGAGCAGCGAGCGGUUUGUAUCCUCCUUCCAACUACGAGCCGGGAACGUUGGAAGAGUACUACACGGGAGACUAUGCCAUCCAGACCUGGAUUGCGAAAGGAAUGCCUCGAAACAAGAUCGUCAUGGGAUUGGCUGCCUAUGGACGAGGCUGGACACUUGCUAGUAGUGCUCCUGGUCAGGGAAUCGGCGCAGAAGCAAUUCGAGGAUGUGAACCCAUGAAAGACACACAGCAGGAGGGUGUGCUCAACUAUAUUGAAGCGCUAACGGUCAUCGCUGCAGGAGGCCAGGUGACUUAUGACGAAGCAACGACAACGAUGUAUGUGCAGAAAGGAGAUCAAUGGUACUCUUAUGAAGAUCCCUAUUCCAUUGUAAAGAAGGUUGACUACAUCAAGGAGCAAGGAUUGCUGGGAGCUAUGAUCUGGGCUGUGGACAAUGACGAAUUCUAUAACGGAAACCCGAUCAUUAGCGCCAUCUAUAACAAUCUGUUUACUGCUACAGCUAGAGCAGGCGAUGAGAAUGGAAACAAUGCAUCGAAACCUUCUGUUUUUGGAAUUGUCAUGAUGGUCAUCGCGGUGGUUGCAGUGGUUGCAGUGGUGGCUAUGGGAUACUUUAUUUAUCGAAGUCGGCAUGUUGAACUGCCUAUCGAAAAGAAACCCAAGGCGUUGAAACGCACAACCAGUAUUUAA
Molecule: messenger RNA, 3651 nt
Organism: Blastocystis hominis
Lineage: Eukaryota; Bigyra; Opalinata; Blastocystidae
Exons: 3
Coding region: 1-3651 (1216 amino acids)
Biological process (GO): chitin catabolic process; carbohydrate metabolic process
Cellular component (GO): extracellular region
Molecular function (GO): chitinase activity; chitin binding
Source: RefSeq, a predicted model, not a curated record